AUGCAUAACCGCUGCCCGGCGCUGCCCGGCGCUGCCCGGCGCUGCCCGGCGCUGCCCGGCGCUGCCAAAGCCCUACCAAUUACCAAGCGCGUCAGCUACAAAUCCACACGUAGUCCGCAUUAAAGUGGCAGCUGCCCCACGUCACGCGAAUCUUCCACUCAAGCAUCGCUCGCUCGAUUGAGCCGGCCUGCGAAAUACCGAACGCUUCAACCGCCGACCGAUUGUCGACGCUGCCCCGCACGCAAAGGCCAGGACACUUGGGGCUUGAUUCGUGUCUCGAAUCAAUCCCCUUCGAGCACCCUCCUGGCUGUCGGCCUGUCUGCUUCGGUCGUUGCUGCCGCCACCUGUCCGUUUUCAGGGGCGCCCGUUUGUUGCGCUUUUAGAACGCCUCGCUGCGCAAAUGAAACGACUCCCCAACCCGGCAAGCGAGGCCAAGGCUGCACUCACGCACACACACACGCACGCACUCAUCCAGCCCAGCCCUGCCCGGCACCUGCCUCGUCCCUCUUUAACCACGAGCCACCCCAAUUGCGUUUCGACCCCACGACAUACAACGAGGUCGCUCAGGCCGACCAGCAGCAAAACGCAAACUUGCUUUGUCGCAUCGUCCUGCAGGCCGGAGCAUUAUCGGCUUCCCGAGCGAGACUGCCAAUCACAAGCUCGCUCCUUAUCGUGCGCGGCCUCCGCCUUUUUUGUGUCCCUUGAUGGUGAGCAGGCUUCAUGCUUCUUUCUGCUUUCUAGGAACCACUCCCAACGACCGAGGCAAUUCGCCGACGACCUUGUCCGCUCGAUCCUCGAUGACCGCCCGGUUUGACGCGAUGGCAGCCCUAGCCAGCGAUCCCUUCGAUGACGCGCCUCCCGAAGUUAAGGAAUACAUUUCCAACGGACCCGAUGAGUUCCAGCGAUGGGUUCGAAGCAAACUGGGAAGCCGCCCCCGCGCCCGCGACCGCGACACAAAGAUCCGGGAACUGGAGGAAGAAAACACAAGGCUUAAAGAGCAGGCUAAGGAGAAGGCCCAGCAGCAGGCUGAGAAGCAGGCUGAGGAGAUCAGACGGCAGGCCGAGGAGACCAAAACUUGCGGGCCGAGCUUGAAAACUGCGCAAAGCAGCAGAAAUCUAGGAACCACUCCCAACGACCGAGGCAAUUCGCCGACGACCUUGUCCGCUCGAUCCUCGAUGACCGCCCGGUUUGACGCGAUGGCAGCCCUAGCCAGCGAUCCCUUCGAUGACGCGCCUCCCGAAGUUAAGGAAUACAUUUCCAACGGACCCGAUGAGUUCCAGCGAUGGGUUCGAAGCAAACUGGGAAGCCGCCCCCGCGCCCGCGACCGCGACACAAAGAUCCGGGAACUGGAGGAAGAAAACACAAGGCUUAAAGAGCAGGCUAAGGAGAAGGCCCAGCAGCAGGCUGAGAAGCAGGCUGAGGAGAUCAGACGGCAGGCCGAGGAGAACCAAAACUUGCGGGCCGAGCUUGAAAAACUGCGCCAAAGCAAGCAGAAAAGUACAGCCGGGACCAGUGAGCAGGCUGAGCAGCGUGCCGAGAACAUCGAGAGACAGCUGGCCGAACAGCACGCCAAAGAGAUCGAGAAUCUCCGGGCCGAGCUAGCCAAAAAGAUAAAGGAACUAGAGGCCGAAAAGGAGCGGCUCAAACAGGAGGCUGAAAAGGCCAAGAGACAGGCCGAACUUGAGCUUCGUCAACAGAAUACGGCCGGGACUGGUGAGCAGCACAUUAGGCAGGCAACCUCCGAACAAAAGCUAACUAUCGACUUAGAUGCAGUCUCUGAGGUACCUGCAUCGGGCCCUUUGUCAUCCUCGGCUGCGUCAUCGACGGCGAGCAGCGAGCAAGAGAGUAGCGCCGGCUCCACCGAUUCCGCAAGCACUUCCAGCACUUCCAGCAGCACCCCCCGCGAAAGCCAAUCGGAUGCACCUCCAACGAAACCCGCACCACUUGAAGUCGACCCCGGCUCUGGACGAAAAACCCCUCGAGGUUUCCUCCCGAUCAAUCCACCGCUAAGCGAUGCUCACGCCACACCAAGCAGCGAUCCCGAACCGCAAUCGUCCAGCAGUUCCGCCCAAGGUGCAGCCGACAUCGAUAUGCCCGACGCCGCCGACGCCGCACCCCCAAGCAGCAAUCCCGGAGCACAGUCACCGUCUAGCAGUUCCCUCAGCAGCCCCCCCGAUAUUCUCUCUCAGGAUACGGCCGACCCUCCCCUAAACGCCAAUACGAACUUUGUGGUCGACCCCGAAACCCCGAAACCGCAAAGGCCGCGUUCGGUUCUCAAGAAGCCCAAGUUCAGGGGGCCCCACAAACACAGGCUUCUUAACGCGGUUGGGUGGGGAAAAGCGCAUUUCCAAAAGAAGGGGGUCAACGAGUUCGAACCUGGGAAGUUCAUUAGGGCCGGGGUGUUCCAUGAAGUUUGCACCAUGAAAUCCUGGCCGGUGAUUGACCGCUCGAGUGUUCAUGCGCUUGACAAGAUGAAGAAUAGACGCUUUGCCGUCAUUCUCUGCCAUGUUGAGGAUGGGCUCCAACUCUCGGGGGGCAACCCUAAUCAUUUCGUUGUGGCUAUUGUCGACUGGAGGGAGGAAACGGUGGAAAACUUGCAGGGAAAAAGCAGAGGUGGACGAAAGGGAAAAUCGGGGAAGAAGUCGGGGAAGUUUACGCACUGGGGAAUGGACCGAAACAUGGCAGACAGGCUGCGGGAGGAUUGUGAAAAAGAAUUGGAGUUUGAACUGGAAGACUCCGAAAACGAGGCUCGCGACAAUACCGGCAACACCUGUCUGCUUCAAUGUUUGACGGACGUUCGAUCCUACUUCGGGGAAACAACUCCCGAUGGCGACCAGUACUUCGUGCGAUGGUUUUAUCUCGAAAUGCUAUUGCAACACUGGGUCGACUGCUACAACGGGGAGGCCACGUCUGCCGACACGCAAACAGCUAUAGCCGAGGGCCCUUUUGCCGCGGGUCCCCCACCGGGAUCUGCCGGCCAGCACGGAAACAAAGCCAUGGUCGAAGGCGUUCCAAGCGACGGCUCUGUUCCCCAGUCUCCCCAGUCGGCCGCCCAUUUCACUUCGGCUCAAUUCGCCCCGCCGGCCGGGCCAUCCCGAAAACGCCUCCCCAACGGCCGAACCACGGCGGCCGGGGGGACUUCGACCGCGUCUGGCUGCAGCCCGCUUCCUUUAAGUUCUCCGCCAGAACCGCCUCUGCGGUCUAUGCACGUUGACGACAUGGGACCAAACUUGGCCAAGAAUCUGUGGAAUAAGUUCGGGCCCUCAGUCGGCGGCAUGAUCCGCAUCGAGGGCUUGUCGCCACCUACCUCGGCCGAACUGAAGGAGAAGAUUCAACAGCCGGAUCAGGAAUGGGAUCUGGUCGGUGUGAGGUACAGCCUUGACGAACGGGGCACGUGCAGGGUACGUCUCGCCGACCCGGAAGGCGGGUUUAGUGUGCCGGACUUCUCCGAUGCGGUGCCUCAGGAGGACCCCGAACGGUUCCUUGACGACAUUUGCGCCAACCCCCCUAAGGAAGUCAUCAAUUACUACGUCGGACCUCAGUGUACAAACCGCAAAGAGCAGUUCAACGGCCUGCUCCACCCAGGCAAGCUUGCAAAGCUGGCGGAGCUGCGGCGGCGGAAAGCCGAAGAGCGAGGCGAUUCAAGGCAGGACUGGGAGGUUGCCGGCGUAACUACUCCUUACGAACACAUCGGUCACCGGUUAUCGGCCAGCUGCUUCCAUCGCGAAGACGCACACUAUUGGUCCGCCAAUAUCAACCUUUCCGGGGAGAAGAUAUGGGUUGUAAUCAAGCCAGAGUCUACGGGAGCCUUCGAAGCAUACGUUAGGGGCCGUUACAGCAGUUUCGACUGCGACCAAUGGCUCCGCCACCACAACCUGCUCAUUGGGCCAUCUACACUCCGUGCGGCAGGCAUUAAAUUCGAGGUACUGAGCGCCCAGCCCGGCAUGAUGGUCGUCACAAGGCCGGGGCAGUACCACAUGGUCGUCAACAGGACCCCGUCAUUCGCUACAGCCAUUAAUUUCCUGAUGCCUGGCGAUUCGCUAUUGCCCGAGGCCGCGACAAAAGUUUGCGAGGACUGCGGUCUCGGGUUUGCAAAGGAAGAGAAGCUUUGGGACUUUGAACAUGUGGGGAAAAAUCAGCUAUCGUCACGUCCGAAACGGGCCGCCGCUUUACGCCCUGCAGUUUCCAGCGCAUCCAGUACAUCCCCCAGCAAGAAGAAGCGGCCCGCAGCCGAGCAGAUAGACACCGACUCACCAGGCAAGCAGCUACAGAAAAAGCUGAGGGAGUUGCCACCUCCCAAAACGCUGGCGGAAAACCUGACAAACAAAAAGGCGAUGUUGCGGGGAGUAAAACAACUCCUUGCUGCCAAAGAGAUGGCUGAUUCCCCGCAAACAUCAACCGGUCUCAAAGUCCGAGGACAAUGGUUCCAACAGGCUGCUGAACUCUAUCGUCUUGGCCUCAAGCAUGAGCGCUCUUCCGCUUUCUUUGCGCUACUAUCCGUGGUUGCUUUAAUGAGUGCCAUGGAAAAAAUGCGUGCUCGCAUACCCUCUGGGUUCAAGCAAGUGCCACCCGAGGCAUACAACGCGGUCUUCCAACAGAUCGGCGGCACGAAGAGGGCUUUUGAUGACAAGAUGGGCCGGUCUCGCAAACUUGCGAGGGUUUUCAACCACAAGUACCGAGGUCUUUUGCUUUUCGUCUGCUUCGACAACGAUAGCCCUUCGACUAUUUCGGCUUUUACAAAGAUGUCUGAUGGCGAUGUUGCGGAACUUCACAUGGCUAUUAACAACGACAAACGGGCAGGUGCGCUAGCCCGCAUUGGCAAUGAGUUUUUGGGCUGUAUCUUGAAAAACACUGCUUUCCGUAACGGAGUUUGGGCGGAUCGUCCUUACCAACAACUCGAAGAGAUGGCCGACGAGGGUUUGUUCGACUUAAUUACACAGACAGGGAUUUUUAAGUAG
Molecule: messenger RNA, 4958 nt
Organism: Gaeumannomyces tritici R3-111a-1
Lineage: Eukaryota; Fungi; Ascomycota; Sordariomycetes; Magnaporthales; Magnaporthaceae
Exons: 4
Coding region: 705-4958 (1417 amino acids)
Biological process (GO): chromatin remodeling
Cellular component (GO): nucleus
Molecular function (GO): histone demethylase activity
Source: RefSeq, a predicted model, not a curated record